AUGUUCACCCAUCUCAAGUUCCACGAGAGCGAUAGACCCCUAAAGUCUAGACAUCAGCUCGGACUCCUACCACACUGCCUCAAAGACGACUUCACAUUUAGUGGACAAAGGUAUGAACAAAUUAAACGCACUCCCUUGGGCUCCUCCCCAUCAGGCCUGGUUGCUGAAGUGCUAUGCCAACGGAUAGAACACUUGGUCUUCUCCAAGUUUCAACCAAUGUUUUGGGCUUGGCAUUUCGAUGAGACUUUCGUCAUUAUUAAAACGUCUGGCAUCAAGCACCUCAAAGAGUUAUUGAAGUUGGUAGUUGCAAAUAUUCACUUCAUAAUGGAGGCUGAAUAA
Messenger RNA from Dibothriocephalus latus, 339 nucleotides. Lineage: Eukaryota; Metazoa; Platyhelminthes; Cestoda; Diphyllobothriidea; Diphyllobothriidae. The record is from the annotation of a GenBank genome assembly.